Messenger RNA from Hepatospora eriocheir, 483 nucleotides. The record is from the annotation of a GenBank genome assembly. NCBI's taxonomy places the organism in Eukaryota, Fungi, Microsporidia, Hepatosporidae.
AUGAAUGGACAUGUAAAACAAAAAUCCUUAAGUGAGACAAGUGAGAUAUUAAAGAAUAUUCAUAACUUGUGUGUGUCUAUUAAUGAAUUAAAUAUUGGAAUUUCAAAGACUGAAAACAUCAUUUUAAAUAACGAAUCUCAAAUUAAAAGAAUUAACAGUUUCAUCAAAAGUAAAAAUAUUAAGCUUAAUCACAUCAACAAACAAAUUUCAUUAGUUGAGAGUAAAAUAGAAAGUUUAACAGAAAAAGACAAGAGUGUAUCAAAAAUACUUUUAGAGAAAAUAGAGAAUGUAAAAAAAGAAUAUGAUGAAUUAUGUGAAAAUAAAAAGAAGACAGGUGUUGAGUUGAAUGAAAAUAAUAAAAAAAUCCACUCUCUUCUUCUAGAGAAAUCAAAGAUAGAAAAUGAAUUUACUAGUGAAUGUAAUGAAAUUUACGGUCUUUUAACAAAUUUAAUCACACAGGUUGAAAUUAUGAAAUUUAAAUAA